AGGGGGCGCCGGGGACCGGCGGUGACGUCAGCAGCGCCCGCCGCUAUCUAAGUUGGGGAACCGCUGUUUUCUGUCCUUUUUCUCCUUACGAGUCCUGAGACGGGUAGGGAUCCAAAAACAUCUUCCCGUGGAACGGCACUUUUUACAAUCCAACAAAAAUGAUCAUCUACAAGGAUAUCAUCACCGGAGAUGAGCUAUUCACCGAGGUCUACAAAAUCACGGAGGUCUGCGACGGUAUGCUGUACGAGGUACAGGGAAAGCUCACUUCCAGAUCGGAGGACGUCGACGGUGCGUUAAUCGGUGCCAACGCCUCUGCAGAGGGCGGCGAUGAGGGUAGUGAAGCCUCCACAGUCAGUGGAGUCGACAUUGUGCUCAACAGCAAACUGCAGGAGACCUCGGCCUACAACAAGAAGGCUUACCAGAGCUACAUCAAGGGCUACAUGAAGGCAGUCAAGGCCAAGCUGGAGGAGCAGGGUUCUAAGAGGGUACAGGCCUUCAUGGCAGGCGCCCCAGCAGCUGUUAAGAUGAUCCUGGGGAACCUCGAUAAAUACCAGUUCUUCACCGGUGAGUCCAUGAACUGUGACGGCGCCAUCGGCCUGCUAGACUACCGCGAGGACGGGGUCACGCCCUUCUUCGUUUUCUUCAAAGACGGCAUCGAGAUCGAGAAAUACUAAACCAUCCGGACGUCUAACAGAAGUGCCUGGACCGGAGGGAGCGUGUCUGCUUGUUACCAUAGCUACCACCGCCCCUGAUCAUGGACAGACUGACCCUGCCCUGCCUGCUUGUUACCGUAGCGACCGCCGCCCCCGAUCAUGGACAGACUGACCCUGCCUGUAUCCCUCCCAACACCUGGAACAGACUUGUCUUUCUUUUAAUCCCAAGUUUUUUUGUGGCCCCAACCUUCUCUUCGUCCCCCACAUCUGACCUCCCGGGGGGAGACGCCAGGCCCUGUUUCUAAACAGACGGUCGUCGGGCAGGACCGUCCCCCCCCCGCCCCCCACCACCACCGUGGAUGGAACCAUGCUGGCUAGGCUGCUGUGUGCGAGGUGACUUCCAUCAGAUGUCCAGCUACAUUAAGCUCCCACCUUGCUCUCUCACACAACUGUAAAGGACUCAUUGACACUAUGUUGUGAAAUAAACGGGCCUAUUGGCCGAAAUACAA
Messenger RNA from Oncorhynchus kisutch (coho salmon), 1162 nucleotides. Its product is annotated as translationally-controlled tumor protein homolog. Gene Ontology annotation, molecular function: calcium ion binding. Bases 159 to 674 code for a protein of 171 amino acids. The record is from RefSeq and is a predicted model, not a curated record. Gene Ontology annotation, cellular component: cytoplasm. The transcript has 6 exons. NCBI's taxonomy places the organism in Eukaryota, Metazoa, Chordata, Actinopteri, Salmoniformes, Salmonidae.